This is a messenger RNA of Jatropha curcas, 1177 nucleotides long. The record is from RefSeq and is a predicted model, not a curated record. NCBI's taxonomy places the organism in Eukaryota, Viridiplantae, Streptophyta, Magnoliopsida, Malpighiales, Euphorbiaceae.
CCAUAAGCUGAUAAGCAAAUAGCGGAGUGGAUAAAAUAUAUAUACAGUGGGGAGACAUAACGCUGUACUAUGACAGUAAAAUAUCUGACUCUUGCUACUUAGCUAUUGGCAGGGUAGGGUUCCUUUGCUUUAUCCUCACUUGAUAUUCAUUUCUUUCUUCUCCUUCUUCUUCUUUUCCUCCGCUGUUUUGGUGGUUCUGAUCUUGUCUUUGGCUUCUUCAGAUCAGGAAAAAUGCAAGGGGCGGUGAAUGCAUUUUUGUCUCGUGGAAAUUUCAUCAAAAAUGCAGUUCUGCAACAUGUUCGUGUUGCUAAUCCGGUACUGAGGCCUAUUUUGUUUUCGCGCUCUGAGUCUGUUUCAUCUGCCCGUAUGGAGGAGCAAAGCUUUGAAAGCACUACCAUUUCAGACAUAUUGAAAGCAAAAGGAAAAGGUGCUGAUGGUUCUUGGCUUUGGUGCACUACUGAUGAUACUGUUUAUGAUGCUGUCAAGUCGAUGACACAUCACAAUGUUGGAGCCUUGGUGGUCGUGAAACCUGGAGAGCAGAAAUCACUUGCAGGAAUUAUCACAGAGAGAGGAGCCUUGGUGGUCGUGAAACCUGGAGAGCAGAAAUCACUUGCAGGAAUUAUCACAGAGAGAGAUUACCUGAGGAAAAUCAUUGUACAAGGAAGAUCAUCCAAGUCAACUAAGGUUGGGGACAUCAUGACUGAAGAGAACAAGCUCAUUACAGUCACUCCCAACACAAAAGUUCUGCAAGCAAUGCAAUUGAUGACAGAUAACCGCAUCAGGCACAUUCCUGUGAUCAAUGACAAGGAAAUGAUUGGCAUGGUGUCCAUUGGAGAUGUUGUCCGUGCUGUGGUGGCUGAACACCGGGAGGAGCUGGAACGCCUGAAUGCUUACAUACAAGGAGGUUAUUAGAUGAUGAUGACAAACUCAUAAAGUGCUUCAGAUAUGCUGCUUGGCUCUCCAGAGUCCAGUAAGCCAAGAGCUUGUAAAUAUGGCAUGUUGUGUUUCCUCCGUUGUUAUGUGGUUUUACCCAUUUCCCUAUCAGGAUAUCUGAUGUCAAGUGACAGUAUAUGGACUGAUCAAGUUAAUAAUUAGUAGGCAUGUUGUUUGAGACAUGGAUGCUUGUGAACUUCUAAUAUCAAAAUCCUUCAAAAAAUUUUAAUUUGGAUGUCUUAAA